Micropterus dolomieu (smallmouth bass) is the source of this 5586-nucleotide messenger RNA. RefSeq names its product serine/threonine-protein kinase BRSK2-like. The record is from RefSeq and is a predicted model, not a curated record. Gene Ontology annotation, cellular component: cytoplasm. Gene Ontology annotation, molecular function: ATP binding; tau-protein kinase activity; protein serine/threonine kinase activity. The coding region runs from base 1 to 2247 and encodes 748 amino acids. Lineage: Eukaryota; Metazoa; Chordata; Actinopteri; Centrarchiformes; Centrarchidae. Gene Ontology annotation, biological process: protein phosphorylation; microtubule cytoskeleton organization; intracellular signal transduction. The transcript is spliced from 16 exons.
AUGUCACAGGGUCCUGCAGUACACCUGUACAUCUCUGCAGCAAGCCACAGAGAUUUGAAGCCUGAGAACUUGUUGUUAGACGAGAAGAACAACAUCAGGAUAGCAGACUUUGGCAUGGCGUCUCUGCAGGUCGGGGACAGUCUGCUGGAGACCAGCUGUGGAUCUCCGCACUACGCCUGCCCAGAGGUUAUCAGGGGAGAGAAGUAUGACGGGAGGAAAGCAGAUGCAUGGAGCUGUGGAGUUAUCCUGUUUGCACUUUUAGUGGGCGCCCUGCCUUUUGACGAUGACAACCUGAGGAAUCUUUUGGAGAAGGUGAAGCUGGGAGUCUUCCACAUGCCUCACUUCAUCCCUCCAGAUUGUCAGAACCUUCUGCGCGGUAUGAUCGAGGUGGAUGCCGGCAAAAGGUUCACGUUGGAGCAGAUCCAGAAGCACACGUGGUACCUAGCUGGAAAGAAUGAGCCUGAGCCCGAGCAGCCUGUCCCCAGGAAGGUGGCCAUCAGGAUGCUCUCUGCGACCGAGGAGAUCGACCCAGACGUCCUGGAGAGCAUGCACUCGCUGGGCUGCUUCCGAGACAAGGAGAAACUGGCCAAAGACCUGCUGUCUGAGGAUGACAACCAGGAAAAGAUGAUCUACUUCCUGCUGCUGGACCGUAAGGAGAGGUAUCCCAGCCAGGAGGACCAGAACCUGCCGCCACGCAAUGAGAUUGACCCUCCAAGGAAGCGCGUGGACUCUCCCAUGCUGAGCCGUCACGGCAAACGGAGACCGGAGAGGAAGUCCAUGGAGGUGCUGAGUGUCACAGAGGGAGGGUCUCCCGUACCGGUGCGACGAGCCAUCGACAUGGCAACCCACGGUCAGAGAUCGCGGUCGAUCAGCGGCGCGUCCUCCGGUCUGUCCACCAGUCCUCUCAGCAGUCCAAGGCCCAACCGGCGGUUUUUCAUCCCACCCCAGUCCCCAGACCUGUGUCAGUCUCCCAACUGUAGCCCCACCCACUCCCCCGAGGUCCGCCUUAACGGGGUGGGGCCACGAACACCCAACUCCUACCAUCCAAAGAUGGGGUCCCCCCUCAUGCACCCCCGCACACAGACCCUUCCCGCCAAGCCCAAAAUGUCCGAGAAGCCCCUGCAGACCACCAGGUCCAACCCUCUCCCCAACACAGCCCAGACCCCCUCCACCCCCAAAUCUGAGCCCUCCACGCCUUGCCAGCCUCUGGCUCCCUGCAUCCCCAACAGCCCCCGGGUGAGACGCCACCCUCCCCUCACAGUCCCCCCCAAGCUCUCCAUCCCCCUCUCCCCCGUGCCUCCUAUGUCGCCCCGCCGGCGCCACCUCCACCUCCACCCUGACCACAACGGCAAAUCUGUCCCCAUCACGCAGGUGACCCCCCACCCCUCCCCCAGAGGGAGCCCUCUCCCCACCCCCAAAGGCACCCCGGUGCACACGCCCAAGGACAGCCCGGCUGGCACGCCCAGUCCGACGCCGCCACCCAGCCCCUCCAUCGGGGGAAUGCCCUGGAGGACACGCCUCAACUCCAUCAAGAACAGCUUCCUGGGCUCGCCACGGUUCCACCGCAGGAAAAUGCAAGUUCCCACCCAGGAGGACAUGUCCAGUCUAACUCCAGACUCUUCUCCAGAACUGGCUAAGAAGUCUUGGUUCGGUAACUUCAUCAACCUGGAGAAGGAGGAGCAGAUCUUCAUUGUGAUCCGAGACAAACCUCUCAGCUCCAUAAAGGCGGACAUCGUCCAUGCCUUCCUCUCCAUCCCCAGUCUGAGCCACAGCGUCAUCUCUCAGACCAGUUUCCGGGCGGAGUACAAGUCCACAGCCGGUCCGACGGUUUUCCAGAAGCCAGUGAAGUUCCAGGUGGACAUCACCUACACCGAGAGCACCAGCGCCACCAAGGACAACGGCAUCUACUCCGUCACCUUCACCCUGCUCUCAGGUCCCAGUCGACGUUUCAAGCGCGUGGUGGAGACCAUCCAGGCCCAGCUGCUCAGCUCCGACCAGCCCGGCAUCCAGCCCCAGAUAUCUGGCAGCCCGUUGAGUAACUUCUUUGACGUAAUUAAACAGCUUUUUUCAGACGAGAAGAACAUCCAGGCGUCUCACUCCCCUGGCGCCCCCGCCACGCCUAGCUCCCCUGCCAAGCAUGCCCCCAGCAGCAAGCCCAGCCAGCCCCCGCCCAAUGACUCUAAAUGCCCCCCAGGCAAAGACAAAACAAAGAUGGCCGCCAGCAACAGGACACAGGAACAACCUUAAGGAGCGGUAGCUGUGCAUGACUAGAUGAAAGCAGUUAUCAGGUCACUAAACAAGAGAACGACAGAGGAGAGCUGCCAACUUAGCCCUUUAGUUCGGAGUGAAAACAAAAAAAGAAAUCUACUUUUUGCCUAUACAUUUUGUACUCUAUAAUGGGAAUGGCUAUUUCAGUUUAAAAGUUGAUCAGUAUUUUACAGUAAGUAGCAAAUGUAGCUUUGUUGUCCCUACCUUCUGUCCCUCUCUGCGUCCUCGGGGGUCUUUCAGUGGGUGUGUGUCCUCCUCACAUGUGUGAUGGCUUGACUUGUCUCUGCCACCAGGGAUCAUCCAUAAUAGCUAUUAACCUCCUCGAGACCGGCCGACAGCGGCCCGCUCGCGGCAUGCCGCCACCGAGAGUCCGAAACAGAAGAAAAGACAGAGGACCCCUUCCCUUUGUCACUUCACUUCCUCCCCCCCUCUUCAAAUCCUUUCUCCAGCUGCAUCCGUAGAGUCCACUUCUCCCCGCCACAAGACCAAACCGACACAUCUCAGAAGAGUUGUAAAAAGAAAAAAAAAGCCUUAAGACAGUGAUGUUUGUCUACACAUACAUCCCCCCUCUUCUUUUGUCUUUCUUCUAUUUCUCCCACAUGUACAUAAAAUAAAAUAAAAAAAACACACAUACUGUAUGUACUCAACACAAACAUGACUUCUUUGCGGGAUGUAAUGACUUGCACACGCUGACAAACAGGAAGCAGGAGCGGUGGAAGAAGAAGCGGAGACGGACGGGCGAACGCUGGCUGGAUUGUAAUUCUUUUUAAUGUUGUCUUUCUUUGUGAACGGCAGGAUUUCUGAGCUCUCUCUGUGACGUUUCUGUAAAUGGGUUCCUGCAGAUAAAAGGCUGCCCAUAAAAGUAUGAUAAAGGGGGCGGGAGGGGAGGUGAUAUUAACAUAAAUGAAUGAUCUAUUCUGUUGUACAGAUUAAAUAAUGUUACGUAUGUACAAAAAGUGUAGUUGUGACAUUAUGUUUUAGAGUUGUUUCCAUAUUUUGUUUUGUAUUCCUGUAAACGGCCUGGUCACACCGGCGUUUAACACGGCGAGUUUUCACAGAGAAAUCAAUUCAUUCCAGAGAAAUCGCUGCAAGCUUGAGGCGCAGUAAAUUCGUGCAAAUAUUUUCAUUCAACUUUGGUGAACACACACAUUUGCGUUGUUGACCAAAAGCAAGCCGUCUCUCGACAGCACUGAGCUUUGAGGAAACAGAGCUUGAAGAGUCCAAAAUGGAGGAAGCUAUCGUAGCUUGUUAGCUGGAACGUCACCAUCAACCUUUAUUUAAGCUCCUUAGUUGGGAGUACACAACAACAACAGGAAUUGUUUGUAGGCAGGAGGCGAUGGUACAAAUACGUCCUUUUAAAAACAGCUCAGUACAAAAAAAAUAAGAAAGAUCCUCAAAUGUAAUGCGGAUAAUGUGACCGAAUAACGCUCACAUGUUCCAGCGGGCUAGCAUGUUUGUGGUUAUCUCCCCAGCUUCCUCUGAGUUAUUAAGCCUCUAGAAGAAUAGAGAGCCAAUUUCGCCCCACGGGACGUUAUUUUGGAAAAAGUAUGUAUUUUGUUUGAAAGACUGUCGUAAAACAGUAAAGUAGCAUUUAGGUUUGUGUGAAACCGCUCAAUGAACUACAUUUCUCGUCUUGCCAAAUAUACUAGGUAACAAGCUGGGACUACUGACGUUAGCUUCAGUCACUGAGAGAAACAGUUAUGACGUCACAAACGUGACUUUUGGGCUUGUGGUCUGUGUAAUUACGUAUUUUCAGUUUUAUGACAAACUGCUACUUUCUUGACUUUCAAAUUGACAAACGUAUGUAAAAUUCAGGGCCCAAUUUAAGAGAAUUUUAGCUAUGACUGAAGCUAAUGUGAAAGAGCUUCCGUGUGUAGAUGAUGUGAUGAAAGGACCAGAAAUCCUUGGAUUAAACACAUCGGGUGAGAUACAUCUGUGCGUGGUUCCUAGCUAGUAGCAAGCUAGCAAUGAACGUUAGCUUAGCAUUAUAGAGAUAACAUGUUGGUGACAUAUGUUGUGUGAGACGAGAGCUGUUUUUCACACAAAACUAAAUGUUACUUUACUGUUUUACGACAAACUGAGACUCUCUUGACUUUAAUUAUCUUUUAAAUUGACAAACGUGUGAAGUUCAGGGCGGAAUUCAAACAGAAUUUAAAAGAGUCUCUCGCCGUUGACUACCAUACAUAUUUUUUUCCAAAGUAACGUCCCAUGGAGGUCCGCGGACUUAGGUUCUCUAUAUAUUUCACAAAGAUCCAGAUUAAUUUCGCCGUGCCACUUUCUGGUGUGACCAGACCGUACAAGUCUCCUUUUCCUUUUGCACUUUUGAAAAGUGAAUCAGAUUUGGGUUCAGUUACACCAUGUCAGGGCAUUUUUUAUUAUAAUUUCUACAAUAUUGAACUGCUGUGUAUAUAUUUUUGUACUUUAUUGUAUUGUCAUUUUUUUGUUAUUAAUUUAUUCUCAGUUAUUUAUAAGAAAGAUGUAGAGAAUGUUUUCUUAAGGGUCAAAUUAUUUAAGGAUAUUUUUGCCAUGUUUAAGUUAUUUUAACAGCGAGAAAAAUCUCGUUUGUGAGCAUUCGUUUCCUUUUUCCCGGCUUUUUUGACGAGAGAAACCUUGUAAUAUACGUUUUUGAAAAAUUAUUUACCGUAAUUUAAGAAUGUAGACGUAGCCUCUUUGAGAGGAACAAACCCUUUUGUUGAUAAUUGUCGGCUCCUUCUCCCCCAUCGUGUGUAUGAUGACUCAGAUCUCACCAAACACUCUGUAAAUAAGCCGAGUUUACUGACAAGCUUAUUUAAAAAACCAAGGGGACUCCUAAUCUUAGCUUUGACCUCGUACGGUUGUUUGCAUGUUCAGCAUUCGUCUUUUCUUUGCAUGUUGUUGUUGGAAUUGUUCUCCUGUUCCCUUUUUCUCUCUCCAAACUUAUUUAUGUAUUUAUGUUCUUUAUGUGCAUUUGUUUUAAUUUGCCUUUUGAUUUUUUAUUUUAUUUAAUAUUUUCCCGCCGUCCUCUUCCUCCUUUUUGAUUACUGUCUACACACAGUAACCGUGCAACGCAUCCUCCUUACUCAUUCUCUCAAAGAGGGACCUCUCUGGCGAUCGGAUCGCUCACCAGCUGGGUGGGUGUUGGGUUAUCAGAGAGAAAAAUUAAAGCAAUACCUUUCAUUGUUCGCUUUCCUCUUUUUCUACUGGGGGAAUCCAGAGCACACAGAUUGGACUCGGAGCACGGAGCGCUACUACUGAGCAGGAUAACCACUGGCAAUGUAUUCCCUUGUGAUGUUACUGUGAACAACUUCAGUGCUAAAGGAAAUAAAUCUGUUGACUUUG